AUGGCGGCUGAAAUCCAUUGCGCUGGGAAAGAUGUUGUAUUCGACGGUGUUCUCGGACCGUUGUUGGGUGUAACUAGUGGAGCACUCCACCAGAAACGAACUAAUUAUAAAUACGUUGGUAUGGUAGAGGAAACCGAUGGUUCAUUUGCUGGUGACCUGAACUAUGGACUUCAUACAUUGCUGUGUUUCACUGAAUGUUCGAGAGGAGAACAUGCUCUACGCCGCUAUCCAUCAGGUGAAGAGCGUUGUAUCGCUUGCAAACUCUGCGAGGCUAUUUGUCCUGCUCAGGCAAUUACGAUCGAAGCAGAAACUCGUCCAGAUGGCAGUCGGCGUACCACUCGAUACGAUAUAGAUAUGACCAAGUAUGUU
Cooperia oncophora is the source of this 369-nucleotide messenger RNA. NCBI's taxonomy places the organism in Eukaryota, Metazoa, Nematoda, Chromadorea, Rhabditida, Trichostrongylidae. The record is from the annotation of a GenBank genome assembly.